AUGUUUGGCUUUCUCCGCCAGCGUCGAGGCGCAUUCGCGACAGGAGGAAUACUAGGCGGUAUCACCUCUAUCGCUUCUGGCAUUUACUAUUUCAUGCCGAACUCGGCAUCCACUGCCGCUGUCGAGGUCGCCACUACAGCAUUGUCUUCCAUCAUCUCACUCCCUACCGACAUCUUCAUCGCGCACUCGGCCGCCGACCAAGGCGUUUGCUACCCACUGAACGGCACCGUCCAUGGCUGCCACAUCGGGUACAGCCAAUGCGAAGUGCCUAGCGACUUCUACACGACCGCUUUCGCCUUCGACCCUUUCCUCGUGGUGCUUGCUCUGGUCGUGUACUGCACCUGCCUUCACGGUGCCGUGCGCCUCCGGAAUGCACUUCUAACGCCGAAGAGCUACGCGACAAUCUGUGCCACAGUCGAGCAUCUGCGCAACGGCGUCUCGGUCUCCACGACCGUCGCCGGCAUUGUCACCCUCGUGGUGGAGCACACUGGAGCCACGAUGCCGCCGCUUCCGGAAUAUGCUGGUGCGAUCAUGUGGCUGUUCGGUACUGCCGUGUUCAGUCUGUUGUCAGCGUAUCUCGCCAGCGGGAAGGUCUCAGAAGUGGACAAGGCGCGGUCGAAGCUCCAAUGGAUCAUCACCAAGAAGAACAAGACCAUUGCUGUACUCAUCACUGCCAUCAAGGACUGGGAGAGCAGAUAUGAGUCUCUCGCCAAGCUUCACGAGAAUAACAAAGCCGAGCUCGGGAUGACGUCCCUUGAGCUCAGUGCUCUCGUUGUAAAAUUCAACGAGGUGGAUAUUGAGUACGAGCAGCUGGUUGUCGAGCAACAAGAGAUUCGCGCAGAGUCUAAAGGCAAAGAUGUGAAGAUCACUGAGCUCGAGAAGGAUGUCGCCAACAAGAAGGCUGAGCAUGACGCCGAGCUCGACGAGUUGCAGCGCAAGCUACGUGCUAUGGAGAAUGAGAGGGAUGCUCAGGCAGCGGAGGUGAAAAGACUCAACGACAAGCUCGAAACCGAGGAGGCCAAGAACGCCGCGCUGACCACUGAAAAUGGCGAACUACGAAGCAAGGUUGCUAGCCAUGAUAUCACUAUCGACAAGCAGUCAAAGACUAACAACCGCUUGAUGGCUCAGCUCGCGGGACAGUCCUCGGUGAUCAAGAACCUUGAAGCAGACUUGAGCACAUCAAAUGCCAAGAGCGUCAAGCAGAUCAACGCGCUACAGGCCGAAUCGUUCUGCAAGGACGGCAUUAUCCGCAAGCAGCUCGAGGACCAAGAGGAGCAGACUGAAGAGUUCGAGGGCAGGCUUGAAGCCGCAGAUGCCGUGAACACUCAGCAGUCCACGCAGAUCAAGACUCUGGAGGGCGGAAUUGCCAGCAAGAACGCCAUCAUUUCCAAGCAGUGCUCGGACAACACCAAACAGUCCGAGACCAUUUCGAACCUGAACAAGAAGCUCGAAAGUGCUACCACAAGCUUCGAGAAGGAGAAGAGCGAGUGGAGCACCAAGGACACCCAGCAGCAAUCUAAAAUCGCUAGCCUUACUCUGGACAGCACGAACGCCAAGGAGGAGCUCACCACCUGCGCCGAUGAGCUGGUCCAGGCGAAGGCCGAGGUCGUCCGACUAGGCAAGGCAUGCAUCGAUCUCGCCUCUCACAACAACGACAUGCUCAUGGUGGCAGGCUUCGAAGCUGACGCAAACCUGGUGGUCGCUCACGAAGACUGUCUGGACUUCCAAUGCCUUAGCGCCGAACUCCAAGGCCGACUUGAUGAGAAGAUCGAGGCAGCUUCUAAGAUCUCACUAUCUGCCGUUACCGAGAUCGUCGAUGUCGAGCCCGUCCAAGAGCAGGUCGCUCAGCUAUCGACACCAUCCUGCAGUUUCGGAGCGACGCCAAUUGAGAAGGUCGGGGCUCCGUCGAACUCAUCCACGCAGAGCGCCACCACCGGUGUCCAAGAAGAAGCCGCCCAUGCUUUCAUACCACAUGACGAUUCCAAGGUAGCCACGCCAUCGAGCGGCAGUCUGGCGGUUGACGCUGUGCCUCCUCCGUCUUCUGCAGCUUCCUGGCCCGGGCUCCGUCAAGCCCUGAUAAAUGUUGGUACUGUGCCCUUCAUGGGUGCUGAAAAUUCGUCUACGCCGUCUGGCUCCCCAUCUGGCGACCAGUCCCAAAUCUCGCCAACAACCCACCAUGACUCUUCGACCAAGCCAUCACAUGUGUCCGAAUACCGAAGCCCAUGUCGUCACAACAGUGGCAUCGAUGCAGACGCCGAGACCCAGAAGCCAGCCUUACCGAGCAACAGUCUCAAACAUUCCACCGAUGUUGUUCCGUUGACGCAGAAUUCAACGGUUGCCUCACACGAAACUACCAUCGAUGACUGCGAGGCGCGCAUUGCUUCCGAGGGGGCAGCAUCAACGACUGCUCCAUUAACCUUCAACGAAUUGCACAGCAAUCAGCCUGAUUUGCUACAAGCUACUCAACCUGUGGCCCCAAUCGAGCGGUCGAACAGCCAGUCGUCUACUUCGCGUUUCAUUUUCGAGACGCCAACGAAGGAGUGGUUUGCCCCAUCGAUAUCCGCUAACCCGGGCCCAGUUCCCGCGCCCCAGAUACAACAAGACUCAGGCUCCUCGCAAGGGAGCAAUAAGAGACUGCAGCCGUAUGCAGCCAGACUUUCUCGCUACAGGCCAGAACGCGGCAUUGCCAGUACAAGCAAACACUGGGAAGGCAUGCCCGACGCCCAAGGGAAUUUACUGAAGUUUGGUCCUGAUGGCAAGCCUUCGGAAGAAAGGCAUUUUCCGAAAGUGCCGAGAGUCAGCUCUGGCGCGGAUUCGUGCAAAACGAAGUCCUCGAGGAAGAGUGCCACUUCGCAAGAAAGCACGGAUUCAGCGUACGUCAACCGGAUCGUGCACAACUCGACCGCCUUCAAACAGCUGGACGAUAAUAGCACUAGCGCAUCAUCGACAGCAUCAAAGACCGCGAUCAAGUCACCAGUCCUUGCUAUCAAUUUCUCAACGUCAACUCAGCCGCUAUUCAAAUUUGGAGCACCGCAGGAACCGCUUAGUCCACGACGCUCUGCUCCUAACGCCAGUGACACCACAGGCAGCUCAUAUGAGAAGAAUUCAGUCAGUCGCUCACCACCAAAUACUUCAGCGACAUCGACAACUCCCACCGAAACCGAAAUCGUUCCCCCUGUUGCCCCAGCUUGCUACUAUAAGCCACAUGGGAAUUGCAAGUGCAAGAACUGGAUCAGAGGAACCUGUGUCGGGGAUCCUAACAACUACGACCCGAUCACGCAUGAGUGGAUCAAGGUCGUUGAGGGUGAGAUCAAGAGAUAUGGACAGACUGACUCAAAGGAAGAUCGCGCCGAGAAGACGAGGGCGAAGACCCAAAAGACUUGCUCUGAGUGUUGGGUACACAAGAGAGGACAGCAGGCAGUAGAAGCGAAGGAUGAUUCGAGCAGCGAAGUGGAGCAAAGCGAACGAUCCUAA
This is a messenger RNA of Fulvia fulva, 3474 nucleotides long. RefSeq lists its product as uncharacterized. The transcript has a single exon. The coding region runs from base 1 to 3474 and encodes 1157 amino acids. Lineage: Eukaryota; Fungi; Ascomycota; Dothideomycetes; Mycosphaerellales; Mycosphaerellaceae. The record is from RefSeq and is a predicted model, not a curated record.